GCACUAGUGACGACUCCACCGGUGUGACUAGCUGGCUGGUCGAUUGCCGGUCCACUUUACAGAUGAUUCACCAUGCCUUAGCCUGCUCAGUGGUUUGCUCAGUCAGUGCACUCAAAAGAUGUUUACUGUUCACUUGAGGGGGAUAUAGCCUAGUUGGUCAUAAGUAAAACUUUAGGAGUGACUUCACCCGGUAUGCCUUCACUGCGGCUGCAGUACUGUAACCGUCGCUACUGCACUGGUACUAGGCGUGCCGAAGUCUGCUGCGAAGACGAAAACUUUAAUCAGAGAACAGGCCUUGGGCCUGCUACGUCUGCAUUGUAUUACUAGGCCUACAUCAUACAUGGCAACAUCAUGUACAGCACUACAUGUAGACUAGGCCUCCUUGAAUGCCUUUUUGUGAAAGCCGGCAUAGGCCCCUAACACCAUUUUCCAGUUAACAAGGCCAGAUUGAGUGGUUCCAGUCCAGAAUGUUGACUGUUAGGCAGUUGUUCGUGGUGUGCAUAGGUUUUGCAUUCACCGCCCUGACCAUCUGUGCAAUUUACGUCAACUCCAUUGGCAUGCACUCCAGGUACCAGAUGUACACGAGAAAGGAACUCACUGAACACUCAAGUUACGCAACCGCCAAUGGGCACAGACCAACAGAGAAGUUGCGAGUGGCUGAGGCGUUUGUAGCCUCCAAUUUGAGCUCAAUAAAAUCAAAUGCCACCGAACAUGUACUCGUCAGACCACUGGUGACAGAGAAAGUCCAGGAGCAGGGAAAUAAAAAUGUAACAGUGGAGACCAGCAGCUCUAAUCGGACGUCUGUUUCACAUGAUGCGAACAAUGGCAGCAGUGGCAGAACUUUUGCAAGGAAUCCAGUCCCACCAGUGUUGGUCGACGGUGUGCAUUCCAUGAACGGCACCCCAGAUCCAUUGUACACACACCAUGGCUACAUAUCUGUGCUGGACCACAAAACGAAGUUGAAUCUACACUGCAUGCAGUGCGCCGUCGUCUCCAGCUCCGGCCAGCUUCUCCACUCCCGCGUGGGCUACCUGAUAGAUGAGGCUGACUGCAUCUUCCGCAUGAAUGAUGCCCCGGUCCCCAGCUACGAGGAAGACGUGGGGUCGCGCACCACGGUCCGGGUGGUGGGCCAUGCAGCCACACCCAACCUCCGCAACCGACGUAAGUAUCUGCUGCAGGAGAGCUCCUCCCGCUAUGUCAUUGGAUGGGGCCCGGCCAAGCCCAUGCAGACCAACGGGAGAGGAUAUGCCUACAAGUACCUGAAGGACUUGGCCAAGCAGUUCAAGGAGGUAGACUUCUUUUACCUGACUCAAGAGCAGAUGGCCAAAGCCGAUCAGAUAUUUGAAGAGGAAACAGGAAAGCCAAGAAUGGGUUCAGGAACACACUUGAGCACAGGAUGGUUCACUAUGAUUUUGGCUCGGGCAGCAUGUGAUGAAAUCCACGUCUAUGGUAUGGUAAAUGACGAAUAUUGCCAAAACUUGGCCAACAAAAAUGUUCCGUACCAUUAUUACAACCAGUUUGGAGUGAAAGAAUGCAGCUACUACAGGGCCCAUGAAAAGGGGAAGAAAGGAUUUCACCGCUUUAUGACGGAGAAGAGCAUCUUUGCCCGUUGGGCUCUCGAACAACCACCGAUAUACUUCCACGUACCUGAUUGGAACCCGAAAUGAUUGCAAACCACCCAGUCUUUUGAAUGACACAGGCCUGCAGGAGCUGCCAAGCUUUUAACAAUUUGGGAAGCCGGGAAAAUAUUUGCUUAGCAAAGGCAGGUAACUAGCCAAAUUGCCUUGCACUAUUUAUUGCUUUUGACUGGUCCCCAUCUGUCUUUUGCUGAGUGAACAAACUUGCUAAGCAUUUUGUUUUCUAUGGAAUUAGACCCAGGUGAUCUUGUAGCCAGUUGAAGGUCGCUGAUCUAUUCGUGUUCUCCUUGACGGUUACUCCUGAGGGAGAAAAUGUUGUUAGUUCCUCUGAAAGACCCAGGCUCAUCUGGUGGCCGUGCAUGCAUUGGGCAUUGUUGGCAUGAACUGCGGCUUCUGCAUGUGCGUUCACCUGAUAACUGAAGAUUCAGUGCUUAUAAAUUCUGCACAAGAUUUCUUCAUUACUGUUAUAAGCUAAGAAUGAUGAUUAACAGAGUGAAAAUUUGUGGUUAGCAGAGCCAAAUGCCGCUUACUUUCUCUGAUUAGAACUGUGAAAAUAUUCAGUAUACACAUAUGCUGCACACUAUAGUGCAUAGCACACAGCAUACCGUACAUGUGUAGUAAAACAUGCAAGUGUAUGGAGGUCAGUGUUCUUUUCCUGGUUCAAGUGAGAAAAUUAUGCAGGUCAUUAUACAGAUCUACAUGUACCUCCAGCGAUUCUUGGGAAAUCAUUAAAGAUUAUCCAGAUUUGGGCCCGGGCUGUAGUGCUGUUUAAAAGGUUUGACAGCAAAGAAACUUGCACUCUAACUCAGCUUGUUUGGUUACUUCCCUCGCACUGACCUUUGGUUUUAUGACACGGUUAGACCAUGGAGCUAUAUGCAUUUAGACAGUCAUGCGAAGUCUGUAGUAAUAAACGAUCUCGGGUAACUUGAGGUGCUCCGACAGGUGAGGUGAAUUUGAACUGGUGAAAGAGUCCAAUCGCUACUACAUGCCACAUCAUUUACAACAGCGUCGGUGUCCCUUCACAUCGUUUGACUAAGAUGCUAUGCUUUGUGGGAUACUUUCCCAGUCUUGUGGGAUUGUGGGAUACUUCUCCAGUAGACCUUUCUUUUGUUUACAAACUCUGACUGCCAUUUUUAUAAGGGCCGCCAAAGUUUGCAGAAAGUUUUUAAUUACAUGCAUGACCACCGGUAUUUUUUGUAUGCUUGUUGAUACAGUAUUGAUUGAUUUUUGUUUUAAUUUGUUAACAUAGUAUUCAAGUAAUUUGUAUCGGUAUUGACAAAUUGUGCUGCUCCUCAGUGUCAUAGUCUACGCGUUUUUUGUCCUGAAUAUUCUUGGAGCGUGGUGCUAAACAAAAAUGUUUGUGAUUGAUAGUGCAGGCGCAGAGCCAGGGUCUUCCUUCCUCGUUGCAAAAUGAAUUUCCAUCCUGUCCUAGCUGCAUUACAGAACUAUGCAGGGGAAACAUGCUCUGGGAUGAUUGCAUUUUCUUCGUUGUCCACUUUCAGCAUGCCCGUUUUGCAAUCUCGAUCUUUUGGCACCGUCCCAAUUUUGCAUUCCAUUUACCUUCUUAAGUUUCAUGAUCUUGCUCCUGUAUUUGUCUGGACAGUUUCAAUCUGCUUCUCCAACUCAACCUUUUCCUUGGCUAGCCAUUAUGCCACUUUGACUGCAAGAUUUGAGUUGGUGAGAAAGAGACUUUCAGUGCUUGUUGACUUUGGAUGUAAAAGAAUUUUGUUUCAAGGCAAAAGCAGCAUCUUUCAAAAGGUCCUACUGAAAUAUAAAAAGUACUGAAUUUGAAUGUUAACCCUAAACGAUGCAUUUGUAUGUCGGUAUGAUUUCGUCAAGCAAUGACCGUACAUAGCCUUUAAUAGUACUGGUCUUCUUGCAGUACAUUUGUGAAUAGGUUUUGAAAAGGUUUUUGAGUACCACACUUGCCGCUGAGCAUAAAGCACUCUCAACCCCAUUCCUGAAUGCUGAAAAAACUGUUAUUAUUGGGGUCGCUGCAAGGACUGUGCUUUUACACAAGACCAAUACCAAAGUGUGCUAAUAGAACAGUUAAGUGAUUGGAACAGCUGAGAGUUAAACUGUAGAUACUGACCAUAUUCUUUAAAGGUGCUUUUCUUUUCUUUUUUCGUUCUGCUCGUCAAAAUUUACAUGUACAGUGUACUGCAGGAGAGGUACAUGUAAAGGUCAAGAGUUAUCUGUCCAUCCAUGGAUGUUGCCAGGGGAAGAUAAACAUUUCUCUUUCUGGGGAGCGAAAUGGGGGGGGGGACUUUUCAGCUGUGAACUGAUAAAUCAUCAACAGUGGACGGGUCAGUUUUGGGAUUUUUUUAAAAGGAAAUUGGUGGUUUAUCCUUGUGCAUUUUUUCCUUUUGUAUAUAUUUCAUUUUUUUGGGAGGGGAGCACUUUCCUUCUGCCCUUGCAGGGUGCCUAUGUAUCCAUCUCAAGUCGGGUCACCAGUGGGGGAGGGGGGGUAAGCAGCACUGAUCGAAAGGGUUGCCUUUUUCAUGGUUUGUUCAUUUGAAUAUCCGGGAACUUGACUUGCUGACAUGGGAUAAUGCGAUUCAAAUUCAAAGGACCAUGUAAACAUCCCUCGGUCUCUUCAUGGACAGAUUUGUGAUAAAAGGGCCAUGUAGCCUGAGGCAGCAUGUUAAUUGUAAAGAUGUUUUUAAUGCUUGUUUGCAUUGGCAGUGGAAAGAAUGGUGCAUGCUGUUCCCACAUUCUUGUCUUGAUGUAUUACAUCAAUGGAGGUCCGUUAUCACAAAAAAUUGAAGUAUGAUUCUGAAACUGCCUAAUAUUUCCAGUCCAGUCAGAAAAUACCUUGUUGACUUUGCAGUACAUGCCCAAGAAAUUGGCUGUGUGAUACAACAUUAUCGCCAUAUGUAGGUUCAAGCUGACUUUGUGUAAUUCUGAAAAUUGAAUGUGUGCACUGAUGGUAUAUGGUACAGAGCCUGCAUUAAUCCACAAAUAUCCAAAAGGAAAUGAGUACAGAAAAAGAAACAAAGAUCUUUCACCACGAUCAGUCAAACCAUAAAAAAGGAGAAACUUAGAAAAGAGUUUAAGCCCUCACAUACAUAUAUCAAGGGACAACUUAGCAGGAGGUUAAGUGUAGUUCUGAAAAGGUAAAAAUUUUUCAUGUAUUCAGAGAACCUUGGACUUGUUUUUAGAAUUUGGGAAGUUUGGCAAAGUUACUUGAAUAUCUGUGGAAUUUGUGUAUGGAUAAGGUGCAGACUAGUGAUAGUUCAGUGACCGUGUUUUUCUUCAAGGAUUAGUUUGAUAGUAAUCUGUUUCUUUUGAUAAUAGUUAUCAAUUUAGCAUAUUAAAGUAGUUGAGAUUUCAAUUUUAAAGCCACCAAAGAUCUGCUUUGUAAAUUGUAUAAAUUGUUCCAAUAUGAUUUUGUAAAUAUGUUAAUUUGAACAUUUUGAUGUUUUUAACACCUCCUAUGGUGCAGCUUUCAGUUACAGGAAAGAAUGCAAAUGUAUGCUGAUAUGGAAAGAAAUCUUUAUAUUUUAUGGAUGAAAUGUGUACAUUUCUUGAAUUCAACAGGUAAAAUAUUCAAAUUGUAAAUUGGAUAGUCUGUAAUUAAAAUACCAGUAAUCUGCAUAUGA
This is a messenger RNA of Acanthaster planci (crown-of-thorns starfish), 5239 nucleotides long. RefSeq names its product alpha-N-acetylgalactosaminide alpha-2,6-sialyltransferase 3-like. The record is from RefSeq and is a predicted model, not a curated record. Gene Ontology annotation, biological process: ganglioside biosynthetic process. Gene Ontology annotation, molecular function: alpha-N-acetylgalactosaminide alpha-2,6-sialyltransferase activity. NCBI's taxonomy places the organism in Eukaryota, Metazoa, Echinodermata, Asteroidea, Valvatida, Acanthasteridae.